AUGGCUGGGUAUCGGCUUUUGAAGCAGCAGUUGACGCUGUUUCUGAGCUUCAUUACCAUUUUUGCUAGUUUUGUUUCACCAGUUGUCAGCGUCAAGCACGAGAAUUUCAAGACAUGCUCCCAGUCCGGUUUCUGCAAGCGGAACCGAGCUUAUGCGGAUGAAGCUAUCACCUCGGGGAGCAAUUGGAAGACUCCAUAUGAACUGGAUCCCUCGACCGUCGAAUUGAAGGAUGGCUAUCUACAAGGUGUCGUGUUGAAGACCACGGCAUCCGGCGAGAAGGUCAGGCUACCUCUCACCGUAUCGUUCUUGGAGUCCGGUGCCGCCAGAGUCGUUCUGGACGAAGAAAAGCGGAUCAAGGGAGAAAUCGAAUUGCGACACGAUCGCAACAUCCGGAAGGAGCGAUAUAACGAGGCUGAGAAGUGGGCCAUUGUUGGCGGUCUGGCACCAAACAAGGCUGCUGCCUUCAGCCCUGAAUCAGACACUGGUUAUACCAAGGUCCAAUAUGGCCCCGAAAAUCAGUAUCAAAUGGUUCUUCGCCAUGCACCUUUUGAGAUCAACUUCCAGCGCGACGGUGAGACUCACAUCAAAUUGAAUGACCGAGGCUUGCUCAAUUUGGAACACUGGAGACCUAAAGUAGAUGUUCCAGAAGGGGAGACUGCGCCGGAGGAUGAAUCCACUUGGUGGGAUGAAUCAUUUGGUGGAAACACUGACUCAAAGCCCAGAGGUCCCGAGAGUGUGGCCUUAGACAUCACCUUUCCUGGAUACGAGCAUGUAUACGGUAUUCCGGAGCAUGCUGACUCAAUGUCACUGAGAGAGACACGGGGUGGUUCUGGCAACCACGAGGAACCGUACCGAUUGUACAACAGUGAUGUUUUCGAAUACGAGCUGAACAGCCCAAUGACACUUUACGGUGCUAUUCCUUUCAUGCAAGCCCAUCGCAAAAACUCAUCUGUCGGCGUGUUCUGGCUUAAUGCGGCCGAGACAUGGAUCGACAUCAUCAAAGCCAAAUCUACUUCCAACCCUCUAUCGCUAGGCCUUACCAGCAAGAAGACCACACAAACGCACUGGUUCUCUGAGUCGGGUCAGCUCGAUCUUUUUGUCUUCCUUGGGCCUAACCCCCAGACCCUGAGCAAAACCUAUGGAGAAUUGACGGGAUAUACACAACUUCCACAACAAUUUGCUAUUGCUUAUCAUCAGUGUCGCUGGAACUACGUCACGGACGAGGAUGUAAAGGAAGUUGAUCGCAAGUUCGACCGGUACCAAAUUCCGUACGACGUUAUCUGGCUCGAUAUUGAAUAUACAGACGGCAAGAAGUACUUCACGUGGGACCCGAUGACUUUCCCUGACCCGAAGGGCAUGCAAGAACAACUAGACGAGUCGGAACGUAAACUUGUCGCUAUUAUUGAUCCCCAUUUGAAGAACGAAAAAGGCUACCCUGUCAUCGACGAGCUCAAGAGCAAAGACCUAGGCAUCAAAAACAAAGACGGAAACAUCUACGACGGCUGGUGCUGGCCAGGCUCAUCACAUUGGGUCGACUGCUUCAACCCAGCUGCUAUUUCCUGGUGGAAGGGUCUUUAUUCCUACGAUAAAUUCAAGGGUACAUUCCACAACACCUUUAUCUGGAAUGACAUGAAUGAACCGUCAGUGUUUAACGGCCCCGAAACCACCAUGCCAAAGGACAACAUCCAUUACGGAAAUUGGGAGCAUAGAGAUGUUCACAAUAUCAACGGUAUGACAGUGGUCAACGCUACCUACCAGGGUUUAGUUGAGCGAAAGAAAGGUCAGCUACAACGUCCGUUCGUUCUGACAAGAUCAUUUUAUGCUGGCACUCAACGAAUGGGGGCUAUGUGGACUGGCGACAACCAGGCUGAAUGGGGUCACUUGGCUAUGUCAAUGCCCAUGGUUUUGAACCAGGGUAUUGCUGGUUUCCCCUUUGCUGGAGCAGACGUUGGUGGAUUCUUCGGAAACCCUGAUAAGGACCUUCUUGUGCGUUGGUAUCAGACGGGUAUCUGGUAUCCGUUCUUCCGUGCUCAUGCUCAUAUUGAUACUCGUCGUCGCGAACCAUACUUGACCGGUGAGCCUUAUAUGCAGAUCAUUAGCCAGGCGAUUCGUCUCCGAUACCAACUCCUUCCUGCAUGGUAUACAGCAUUCCACGAGGCUUCCGUUAAUGGGAUGCCUAUUGUGAGACCCCAAUACUACGUCCAUCCUAAUGACGAGCAAGGCUUUGCCAUGGACGACCAAUUCUACCUAGCCUCGACUGGUAUCUUGGUCAAACCUGUCGUUGUCAAGGACCAAGACUCCGUCGACAUCUACCUGUCUGAUACCGAGAAGUACUAUGACUACUUUGACUACACGAUCUACCAGGGCAGCGGAAAGUGGCACAAGGUCCCUGCUCCGUUGGACACAAUUCCUGUCCUCAUGCAGGGUGGCCAUGUUAUUCCUCGACGAGACCGCCCACGACGUAGUAGCGGGUUGAUGAAGUGGGAUCCUUACACUCUAGUCGUCGUGCUGGACGAAAAUGGUUCUGCUGACGGCACUCUCUAUGUGGAUGACGGAGAAGGCUACGACUACGAGAAAGGCGGCUACAUCCACCGUCAAUUCACCUUUAUCGAUUCAACAUUUGUCUCCGAAGACAUUGGUACGAAAGGUCCCAAGACUGAUGAAUAUCUCAAGUCAAUGGCUGGUGUGCGAGUCGAGAAGAUUGUCGUAGUUGGUGCGCCAGCAGAAUGGGAGCAAAAGGACACUGUCACCGUCAUUGAGGAUGGAGCCAAGGGAGCUGUCAAAGCUUCUUUGCAAUUUACACGCAGUGAGAAUGGCAAGGCAGCGUUUGCUGUGGUCAAGAACCCUAACUUCGCUAUUGGCAAGUCAUGGAAGAUCGAGUUUUAG
Molecule: messenger RNA, 2886 nt
Organism: Talaromyces amestolkiae
Lineage: Eukaryota; Fungi; Ascomycota; Eurotiomycetes; Eurotiales; Trichocomaceae
Exons: 3
Coding region: 1-2886 (961 amino acids)
Biological process (GO): carbohydrate metabolic process; N-glycan processing
Cellular component (GO): glucosidase II complex
Molecular function (GO): alpha-glucosidase activity; carbohydrate binding
Source: RefSeq, a predicted model, not a curated record